Messenger RNA from Haliotis rufescens (red abalone), 4521 nucleotides. RefSeq names its product RING finger protein nhl-1-like. The record is from RefSeq and is a predicted model, not a curated record. The coding region runs from base 774 to 3050 and encodes 758 amino acids. The transcript has 2 exons. Lineage: Eukaryota; Metazoa; Mollusca; Gastropoda; Lepetellida; Haliotidae.
UCAGGAAGUGGUGAGUGUUAGGAGACUAACGAGUGAGAGAACCAAUAUGGUAGAUUCAAUGACAGAAUCACAGACUUGUAGAAAAUACUGCAUGGAUUACCGACCGACUUACCUAAGACUUCCAGGGUAGAGGAAGUGGUAGAUGGUGACCUCCAACCCAGCCUGCAUCCUCUCCAAGCCAUGGAAGAUUCACCUUGUGUGGAGACGAUCUGAAGAGUCAGGGUCUCAUUUACAACCAACAAUACCAGUACCAACCAAUGACUAAAUGCAGUUUUCCUGGUACUGUGACUAAGAACACUUUACAUCAUGCCAUACUUUAUAUGCUACUAGUGAAGAAGUAACAGCUUGAAAACCAUCUUUGAAAUAUUUCUUCAGCUGAUAGAAAAAGUCGUCAAUCCGCAUCUGCUGAGUUAGGUAGUGAGCAACAUUCUUGAAAUAUGUUUAAAUGUCAACAACCACCUUAAAGUCUGCAUCAAAUCCGUAAUCCGUAAACUCCCUGAAAACCCACACCUCUUCAGAGACCCUAUAGCUUUAUGAAAAACUGCUUGCAUCAAAGGCGGUCUGCAACAUCCCUGAAACCACAUCUGUGCAAGGACCUCACAACUUAAACAGUAACAGCAUGAAUCAAAGACCAUCGGCACCAUCCUUGAAGUAUUGCUGUACUUACAUCAUCUGAUUGUUCAAGGUGUAACGAUGCAUCUGUAAAGAGUAACCUUCUUGAACACCUACAUCUCUACUACACAGCCUCCUGGUCAGCCAACAGCAGCAGCACCAUGAAUGUCCUGCAGCAGUUGUCGGACCAGCACCUCAGCUGCAGCAUCUGCAUGGAGUUGUACACUGAUCCUAAACAGCUGCCGUGUCUUCACAGUUUCUGCAAGCACUGCCUGUCAACACACAUCCUGAAGAAGGUGGCUGGCAGUGGUGACGUGUCCUUUCCUUGUCCUAUGUGCAGGAAUAUGUGUAAGCCUACAGAUCCGGACCCCAAUAAGUUGAUGACAUGGGUAGACUCCUUCCCGGACAACUUCUAUAUCAAGAAUCUGAUGGACACUUUUGAGACACAGAGUCUGACUACUGGGUCUUUAACAGUGGAGGAUAAACUGCAAUGUUUGGCUGUUGAGGCAGAGUCAUGUGCAAGGCAUAAGAAAGAGAAAGUGUUGGCAUACUGUGUUGUGAGGAAGGGUGGAGCCUGUGGACUGUGUCUGAAGAGCUCAAUCCAUGACGACUGUGCCAAAAGUCAUCUGACUCUAGAUAAAGCUCAGAAUCUUGCAGGAAAGCGUUUAGAAGAUUUUAAGAAGAGAGUAGGGACUCUGUCUUCAAGGAUUGAAACAGUUGGUCAAAAGCUGCCUUUAAAACCAGAUGAACUCAAAUUUAAGAGGGAAGAAUUGGCACUUGAGAUUUCUCAACAUUUCUCUGAUCUGAAGACAAAGAUAAACAAGCUACUUCUUCAGAAGGAGAAGGAGACUACAGAUGAACUAAAAAAUGUAAUUGAUAAGGAAAAUGGAAAAAUAACUGAAGCAACAACUGAAGCAACGUUUUUAUCAGCAUCACUGAAAAACACAGAGCAGCUCUUUGAUAAACUUCUUCAGAGCAGACCCGUGGAGACCCUGUCCCUGGCAGAGAAAGUAGAGGAGCAACUAGCUACUUACGAGAGAGGAACAAAGAAGGCAGAGAACAUUUGUGAAAAGUUGGACAUUAAGUUACUUCAAACUGAGGAUAAUCUUAUAGCUAUGAGGAACAUGCAGUGGGGCAGAAUUCUUGUUGGUGAGGAGGAUGUGGAUGAGGUAACAGAUGCUCAGUUGUUUGCAUCUUCAAGAGAGCUGGGAGCACCUUCUUCUGCAGGAAAGUCAUUGACCCUGCCUGCUUCAUCUGUGAGAAGAGAUGCCUCUAAGCAUGCUGAAAGGUUCCCUCGACCUGAUGGACGUACAGCUAGUGCACUAUCUGCUGAGGAACAGAGGGCUUUAGAGAAUAAGCUGUCUGGUGAUGCUUCGGUCAAACCAAACAUGACCCUUCCCACAGUUGAACCUUUGCCUCGUGUGUCUCCUCGAACAGAGGUAUUUCCAACCCAGUCAGUUCCAAGACAAAGUGCCAUUGUUCCAACCAUUGUGUCAAACUCGGCUCAACUUGAGAACUCUUUACAAGCAACAGCUUCAGCUGUAUCUAACACAAAUGUAAGGAAUGUAGCUCCUAGUCAGGAAUUCCACCUGAAUCCCACCCAUGAUUUUAAUGGUCUGUGCCCAGAUGAUGUCCACUCUUCUAGUUAUGUGGGUGGGUGUCCAUUUGGACAGAACUGUCUUCUCAUAGUGGACAGAUGGAACAAGAAGCUGAAGCUCAUUCAGGUGGGUGGAAGGACUCUGUUGUUCCAUGCCUUUGCUGACACUCUGGAGCCCUGGGAUGUGGCCUACAUUAGUCAGGACAGAGUAGCUGUCACCUGCCCCAGCACCAGCCAGAUCCUCACCAUCUCUGUGACCAGUUCCUCCAUAGACAUCAGUAGGUUCAUCAAAACUGUCAUCGGCUACUCAGCAAUUGCCCACUUAGAGGGACCUAGGUUUGCUGCAGGUGUGUGUAAACCAUUUGGAACUCCGCGAGUGGAUAUCCUGGACUGUUCCUCUGAUAAAGCAAACAUUCUCCGAGAGCUCCCUUCGACCGUGAAUGUGACCUACCCCCGAACGAUGGGUCUCACCCUGAACAGGGACCUCUUUGUCUGCGACUGGAGUCUGAAGGAGAUCUCUGUGUUUGACAGGAAUGACUUCAUGCAGAAGCUGCGCUACAAAGGGGCAGGGAAAGAGGGGGUCCUCCGAGAGCCCGUGGGGGCCACCAAGGACAGACGAGGCAAUCUGUACAUAGCAGACAGGAAGACCAAGAAGAUUCAUGUGGUGUCCUCAACCGGAACCCGUUUGGCGCUGCUGACACUGGACAUUCCCAGUGACCCCAAGGUUAUUGUGAUAGCCGAGGUGGAGAGACGGUACUCUACGAGUGGGGAAGUGUUGGUUGUAGCCACGGGGGGAGGCAGGCUAUUUGUGUUUGAUCUCAUCACACCUGAAACACCAUAGAUGGGACACAGGUUCGGGCAAUGCUUCAGUUAUCCUGUUCAAUCCUUAUUGAUGAUGGUGUAAGAAAGCGUCUGUGAUUUAUUUGAGAUGGCCCUGUGAUUAUUCUCGGAUGGAGUUGAUUUCAAAUGUCCUUGCUUGUAGAUAAAGAUGAUGUAAAAUGGGGAUAGAGGAAGGGGGAGUAGAAUUAAUCACUGGAUUGUCAUGUCUUUUCUAGUAGAUGCCAAAAGUAAACAAAUAUAUUUGGAGUGAUUAGAUUGCAGCCAUGGUCCAACGGUUUACAUGCCUUUUCUACAUGGUGACUGAAAUGAUUCUUUGUUUUAUUUUAAGAAAUUGAUUAAGGUGGUGAAAUGAUUUUGACAUGACAGUGCAAGUACUCUGAUGAUUAUCAGUUUCGAUAUCCAGCUCCGCCAACCUGACUGCGUAAUGCAUAUAAUGAUUGUGGCAAAUCACAUCAUUUUUACCUGAUGUCAGAGAAAACCAAUUUAUUUCCAGGGAGGUAGUCUUGGAUUUUCAUUUGAGAUGAGAAAAUACUCUUCAGCACACACUUUGGUAUUGAUUAACAAAACCGUUGAUGAUUAAUUACGCCUGCUUGUAUCUGACAAGUUGUUUCCUUUCUCCCAAAAUAGACCGAAAAUUGUGUGAUGUUUGAGCAUUAUCCGGAACAAGUUGUUUUGAAAAAUAUCAGUUACGCUUUAGGAUUUAAAAUAGUCCGACUCCAGUCAAAGCCUAUAUUUACCAGGCUUUCUUCUUGUAUAUGGAGACGUGUCACUAGACCCUGGCCUCACACUUGUGGGGACUGCCUCCGUGGUCUUGUGCACAGCAUAACAAGGACUGGUUGGCUCAGACAUACACAUACACAAACAGGGUACUGUUGUAUAGUAAAUAUGAAGAUAAGUCUUUGCGCUUCUGUACAAUGUAUGUAUGUACUAAAUGUGUUAAAAAAAGGUUCACAGUUGUCUAUCUUAAGGCAAACUAUAGCUGCUAUUGUUGUUGUACCCAUUACCGCAUCUGACUGCACUUGUAAAUUAGAACCAUAUGUGCUUCCACAGUCAGUUAUCUCAGUUAUUUCAUUUGCGAGAGGACGGUAAUAUAAAUGUUUCAUUUGCGAGAGGACAGAAACUUAAAUGUUUCAUUUGCAAGAGGACAGAAACAUAAAUGUUUCAUUUGCAAGAGGACAGAAACAAAUGUUUCAUUUGCGAGAGGACAGACACAUAAAUGUUUCAUUUGCGAGAGGACAGAAACAUAAAUGUUUCAUUUGCGAGAGGACAGAAACAAAUGUUUUAUUUGCGAGAGGACAGAAACUUAAAUGUUUUAUUUGCAAGAGGACAGAAACAUAAAUGUUUCAUUUGCAAGAGGACAGAAACUAAUGUUUCAUUUGCGAAAGGACAGAAACAUAAAUGUUUCAUUUGCAAGAGGACAGAAACAUAAAUGUUUCAUUUGCGAGAGGACAGAAACAUAAAUGUUUCAUUUG